Messenger RNA from Papilio xuthus (Asian swallowtail), 489 nucleotides. RefSeq lists its product as uncharacterized. Lineage: Eukaryota; Metazoa; Arthropoda; Insecta; Lepidoptera; Papilionidae. The transcript is spliced from 4 exons. The record is from RefSeq and is a predicted model, not a curated record. The annotation marks the transcript as partial.
GCCGCUUACAGAGUCGGAGGCGAUGCGCAGUUCUGCAGGUGACGAGCGCGGAAGUGAAGGCAACAGUGACGCUGAUGCUGCGCUGGACCCGCCAGUCUCCGGUGCCUCUGUGUCCAGCUCCCCGCCAAAUGAUACCAAGGAGGAGAAGCGGUCGCGUCUAUUCCGUAGUGCGACUAGUGGCGGCAACCUGACUCCGGCCGCGGCCGCCGCGCGCAAGAAGAACUCUCUCGCAGCUGCCGAGCGACCGCUCUCCGCGCACGAUCUGCCCGCACAGAGCCCCACCACCACUGAGCCGCGGCGCACACUGGUGGAGCAGGUGGGGCGCGUGCUGGGCGAGGAGGGCCCGGUGCCGGAGUGCGUGGCGGUGUGCGGUCCCGCCGCCGCGCUCGCGCUGCAGGCGCUCGCCGUGCCCGCGCUCGUCCUCGCCCCGCCGCAAGUACCCGACGUCCGCCCCCUGCUGCAAGCUAUAUACGCCAGGGCUGUCAAACA